AUGUCAGAAAUCGCCAAUCUAGCCCCUGAACCACGCUACCUCUUCCGCCAACCUCGCGCCCUGCAAUGGUUCGAGCACGGCCGGCUCGUCAAACGCUGCGAGGGCGAGCGACAAGCCAGUCGCUUCGAGCUCUUCCUCGAUCUGCUGUACGUGGCUAUCCUGGCGAACUUUGCGGAUAGCCUCGCAGAAGAUAUUUCGGGAGUGCAACUGGUAAAGUAUUUGUUAAUUCUAUCUCCAUCCUGGCAUGUAUGGAGCGACCUCCGCGAGCUGAUGAACUCGUUCUACAACGACGACCUGCUCCAACGACUGCUCAUCCUCUUCAUCAUGGCCGUCCUGCUCGUGUACGGCAACAACGCCCCCCUGGUAAACGAGGAUCUGGGCGCCCUGAGAGCAACAGUGGGCGCGUACAUGGUGGCCAGGUGCACGGCCAACACCGCCCACCUGGUCUAUUCGUUUGCAAGCUACCACCACCGCGCCCAGCAGCGGCUGUGGUUCGGUAUGGCUUCGCUCUGUCUGCUCCUGUACACGCCGCUAUAUCUCGAAGACAUCUCGAUGCGGGCCAAGAUCGCCGUGGCCGUCGUGGCGAUUGUCGCAGAGGAAUCCACCUGGAUGUUCUGCUACUCGCCCCUGGCGAAACGCAUGCUCCGCGCCCGCUACACCACCGCCGUCGACGUGCCGCAUGAGAUCGACCGGUUCGCGGCUUUUUACAUCAUCGCCCUCGGCGAGUUUCUCUACUGGAGUAUCGUCGGUUCGCCUGCUGCCAUAGGCUUCAACGCCGGCCUCCUCCGUGCCGUCUGGACCCUUGUCAUCGCCUUCUGCUUCAACUGGAUGUACGUCCACAACGACGGCGCCCUCUCUGGUUCCCAUCCCAUCCGUCACUCCGUCACUACUUCCUUCGUCUGGGUUACGCUCCAUCUGCCCUUGAUCGCCUCGUUGCUCGCCGGCGGCCACGUCGCCGCCAAAAGUGCCGCGGAGAAGAUCGACUUUGGUGAUCCCCAGCGCUGGCUUCUGUGUGGUAGUCUCGGCGUCGCCCUCUUCUGUCUGUACAUCAUCUCAAUACUGCAUCACUCGCACGAUAAAUCGGGGGUCUUGAUUUUGGGAAAGAACCUCCGUGUCAUUAUGCGCCCCAUUGUCGCGAUCGUGAUCAUCUGCCUCCCUCUCGCCCACCAACUAGACUUCACCUCCAUCCUCUCCCUGAUCAUGGCCCUGGUAGUCGUCUGUCUCAUCUGGGAGAAUGUCACCUCCCUCCGCAAAGACUGUCACAUCUGGGAGAAGUGGGUCGAUACUCAGUACCCCGAUGAGACAGAGACAGAUCCAGAGGCUGGCCAGAUGCACGAUGACGGCGUCCAGGUUGAUGUUGAUGCGACUCAAUCUGACGGUGGAGACGAGAGGAAGGAAUAG
Penicilliopsis zonata CBS 506.65 is the source of this 1401-nucleotide messenger RNA. RefSeq lists its product as hypothetical. Bases 1 to 1401 code for a protein of 466 amino acids. The record is from RefSeq and is a predicted model, not a curated record. The transcript is spliced from 4 exons. Lineage: Eukaryota; Fungi; Ascomycota; Eurotiomycetes; Eurotiales; Aspergillaceae.